CGUCCUACAAAAAGGACUUGCGAUCGAACCGGGUUCUCAGUUGCUAAUAGAACUACUCCAAUACCGAUCAUACUUUUAAUUAACAUUACCGUUGAGUACUUUAUAGUUAUGCUAUACUUAGCUUCUCAAUGAAGUCUCGUAAGAAGAAAAUAAUGCGUUUAAUAUUGGUAAUUACGAUUGCAAUCUUCGGAGGAUAUUCAGUCGGAGGACAAGAAACCAGUUCACAACGUGAUCCUUCAUCUUAUGUCGUAAGAGUACGACCAAAGACACGUAUUGUUGGUGGAUCACGGCCAUUUGUUGAAUUUCCUCUAUCGACUGCAAUUGGUUUUGGUAAACGUGAUAAUAAUUAUUUUAAUGAAAAUUUCGAACAAAAAAUGAAACGUACGCAUCGUGCUGUUAUUUACUCCGCUAAAAAUAAUCCUCGACAAAAUCCAAUUUAUUGGCUUAUGAAGCUCGUGAGAAGAUAUCCGGGACUUGAAUAAAACAGAAUAAAAUAUCCAAGUAUUCA
Messenger RNA from Microplitis demolitor, 508 nucleotides. RefSeq lists its product as uncharacterized. The transcript is spliced from 3 exons. The coding region runs from base 129 to 482 and encodes 117 amino acids. Lineage: Eukaryota; Metazoa; Arthropoda; Insecta; Hymenoptera; Braconidae. The record is from RefSeq and is a predicted model, not a curated record.